Miscanthus lutarioriparius is the source of this 900-nucleotide messenger RNA. Lineage: Eukaryota; Viridiplantae; Streptophyta; Magnoliopsida; Poales; Poaceae. The record is from the annotation of a GenBank genome assembly.
AUGGCUUCACGUUCGGCCACCAUUCCCAUUGUCCUCAUCCUUGCCUACCUCUCGUCGCCGGCGGCCGCCUUCAACGUCACCAGGCUACUCGGAGAGUUCUCCGAUUUCACAACGUUUAACAACCUCCUGUCGCAGACGAAGCUUGCGGAGGAUAUCAACCGCCGGCAGACCAUCACCGUGCUCGCCGUGGACAACAGCGCCGCGGGUGGCAUCUCCUCCCUCCCAUCCGACGUCCAGCCGAAGGUGCUCUCCAUGCACGUCGUCCUCGACUACUACGACACCGCUAAGCUCGGGGACAUCAAGAACCACUCCGCCCUGCUGACCACUAUGUUCCAGUCCUCCGGCCAGGCCACCGACCGCAUGGGCUUCCUCAACUUCACCAAGCGCUCCGACGGUGUCAUGGUGUUCGGCUCCGCCCAGCCUGGAGCGCAGAUGACCUCCCAUAUGGUGAAGUCCGUCACUUCCCGCCCGUACAACAUCUCAGUGCUGCAGGUCAGCGCCCCCAUUGUACCGCCCGGCGUCGGCGGCUCCUCGGACAGGGGCAAGGCCACGGCGCCCGCGCCCGCGCCCGCAACCAAGGGAAAGAAGGGAGCUCCUCCGCCCAAAGAUGAGGAGGCCCCUGCUCCGGCACCGUCCGACGACGCCAGCACAGACGCGCCUGCCGAUGCCCCUGGGCCGGCGGCGGACGGCCCAACGGCUGAUGGCCCUGCAGUUGAUGGCCCAACGUCUGAUGGCCCUGCGGCAGAUGGCCCCACGGCGGACGGCCCGGCAGCUGACGCGCCGGCGCAUAAGAAGAGUAGCGACGAGGCGGCGGCUGACGCGCCCGAGGGUUCAGCCGCCGGCAGGGUAGUGGCCGCUGCGGGUCUGGGAAUCGUGGCGCUUCUGAUGACGACCAUUUGA